Molecule: messenger RNA, 1185 nt
Organism: Arvicanthis niloticus (Nile rat)
Lineage: Eukaryota; Metazoa; Chordata; Mammalia; Rodentia; Muridae
Product: ubiquitin-conjugating enzyme E2 D3
Source: RefSeq, a predicted model, not a curated record
GUAAGCCUGCCACAAGAUACUCGUGAGAUCCGCCGCCUCCAUCCCAAGCGCCUGUGUCUGGCAGAGCCGGUGUGAGAAGAAGAGACAAUCCUUCCCCGCCGCCGGGAUAAUCAAGAGUUUUGGCCGGACCUUUGAGUACACAUCGGGAUAGUGAGGAGCCCUGCGAAAAGCACAGACUAUGGCGCUGAAACGGAUUAAUAAGGAACUUAGUGAUUUGGCCCGUGACCCUCCAGCACAAUGUUCUGCAGGUCCAGUUGGAGAUGACAUGUUUCAUUGGCAAGCCACAAUUAUGGGACCUAAUGACAGCCCAUAUCAAGGUGGUGUAUUCUUUUUGACAAUUCAUUUUCUUACAGACUACCCCUUCAAACCACCUAAGGUUGCAUUUACAACAAGAAUUUAUCAUCCAAAUAUUAACAGUAAUGGCAGCAUUUGUCUUGAUAUUCUAAGAUCACAGUGGUCUCCUGCUUUAACUAUUUCUAAAGUUCUUUUAUCCAUUUGUUCACUGCUAUGUGAUCCAAACCCAGAUGACCCCCUAGUGCCAGAGAUUGCACGGAUCUAUAAAACAGACAGAGAUAAGUCCAACAGAAUAUCUCGGGAAUGGACUCAGAAGUAUGCCAUGUGAUGCUACCUUAAAGUCAGGAUAACCUGCAUUAUAGCUGGAAUAAACUUUAAAUUACUGUUCCUUUUUUUUAUUUUCUUAUCCGGCUGCUCCCCUAUCAGACCUCAUCUUUUUUAAUUUUGUUUUUUGUUUACCUCCCUCCAUUCGUUCACAUGCUCAUCUGAGAAGACUUAAGUUCUUCCAGCUUUGGACAAUAACUGCUUUUAGAAACUGUAAAGUAGUUACAAGAGAACAGUUGCCCAAGAUUCAGAAUUUUUUGUUAAAACUGGAGCAUGUGUAUUAUGUGGCCAAUGUCGUCACUCUAACUUGGUUAUGAGGCUAAACCAAUCCUCACUGCUCUAACAUGCUGAAGAAGCCAUCUGAGGGGGAGGGAGAUGGAUGCUCAGCUGUCACACCAAAGGGAGCAGCAUUAUUCUAGCAGCAUCCAUUCUUGUGUAAACCUUCCACUGUUAGAGAUUGAGGUUACAUGAUAUACUUUAUGCUCAUAACUGAUGUGGCUGGAGAAUUGGUAUUGAAUUAUAGCAUCAGCAGAACAGAAAAUGUGAUGUAUUUUAUACAUGUCAAUA